AUGCCACCAUCAAACACAUCAGGCCUUGCUGAUGUCGAACAGGCUUUACGGGAAUUGCAACUCGAGUUGCAAGAACUUAAGGACCCAAAGCAGAAGAAGAAGGGCCAAACCAUCUCCGAAGAAAACAUGGCCUUCAACAAAGAAAUCUGCUUAUGCGGUUGCAAAUAUGGUGCCUGCUAUGAAAUGUUUGCGCCAGACAGGCAACUUCUUCAGUGUCCCAAUACUACAUUCCCUCCGCCUCUCAAUGAACCAUCACGCUAUGAAACACUAGCCUCUGCAGAGUCUGCCUUGCUUGCGGAGCUAUUCAGUCUACUUCUGCUGCACAUCCACCCUCUUGUCAGGGAAUAA
This is a messenger RNA of Suillus subalutaceus, 348 nucleotides long. RefSeq lists its product as uncharacterized. The record is from RefSeq and is a predicted model, not a curated record. Lineage: Eukaryota; Fungi; Basidiomycota; Agaricomycetes; Boletales; Suillaceae. Bases 1 to 348 code for a protein of 115 amino acids. The transcript is spliced from 3 exons.